GCAGCGGCAGCCAGAGCAGCUAUGGAAGAGGAGAGACAACACAGCAAGAAUAUAAUGCUAGCAGAGCAAGCUGAACAGCGAGAAGCAGAAGAAGAGCGCAGGAGGGCAUACGAGGAGAAGAAAGCGGCUGAAGCAGAGGCAAAUUACGACCAUGAGGAGGCCAAAGCACUAUUUAAGAGCAUGCUAAUGGAGUAUGACAUCAAUCCUCUUAUUCCUUGGGAUAUGGCCCUCCCUACCUUCGUCAAUGAUAGCAGAUACACCAGUCUCAGAAAUACUGAAGAUAGACAGGAUACCUUUGAUGAAUACUGCCGAGAAAAGUCGAUGAUGGCAAAGAAGAAUGCUGUCACCGUCGAUCCUGUGAUCACCUACAGGGAACUCCUCAGAACGGAAGUCACUAGUACUCGUACGCGUUUCGAGGAUUUCAAGAGAGAUUUCAAAAAGGAUAGACGCUUCUUUGGAUAUGGACGCGAUGAUAAAGAGCGCGAAAAGGUCUUCAAAUCUUGGUUGAGAGAGCUUGGUGAAGCCAAACGCAAGGAGGCACAGAAAGCGGAAGAGGCUUUCAAGAAGCUUCUUAGAGACACAUCUGAGAUAACUACAGAAACGGAUUACAAAGAGGUA
Wallemia mellicola CBS 633.66 is the source of this 618-nucleotide messenger RNA. RefSeq lists its product as hypothetical. The annotation marks the transcript as partial. Gene Ontology annotation, molecular function: transcription coregulator activity; RNA polymerase binding. The transcript has a single exon. Gene Ontology annotation, cellular component: nucleus. Lineage: Eukaryota; Fungi; Basidiomycota; Wallemiomycetes; Wallemiales; Wallemiaceae. The record is from RefSeq and is a predicted model, not a curated record.